GGCACCUGGGCUGCUGGGAAGCUGAAGCGCUCAGCGACUCUCGCUGACAGGCGCCUGGUAGAUCACACCUAGGAAAGUGGAGCCCACUUCCCUGCAGGCUUCAGGCCAGGCACCCCACAACUGGUAUCAACUGCGGUAGCGCGGUCUGCUGAGCGACGGUAGGCAGCCUGAACCGCAUGCAGACCUGGGAACAGAAGGAGCAAGAGUGCCUUUGAGCAGCUGCUGUCCGAAGCUCUGAUCUGGCAAAGUUGCGCGCCCAGAGCCGGGAUGGAAUCGGAGUUUUAAGAGUUGGGACUACAGAAGUUGCCCUGCAAGAAUCACGAUGCUGCAAACACUUUUCCUAACUGUGCUGACUCUGGCGCUGGUCACAUCACAGGACACGGAGGAAACCAUCACAUACACGCAAUGCACGGAUGGAUAUGAAUGGGACCCUGUAAGACAGCAGUGCAAAGAUAUUGAUGAAUGUGACAUUGUCCCAGACGCUUGCAAAGGUGGAAUGAAAUGUGUCAACCACUAUGGAGGAUACCUCUGCCUUCCUAAAACAGCCCAAAUUAUUGUCAAUAAUGAACAACCUCAGCAAGAAACACCAGCUGCGGAAGCAUCGUCGGGUGCCACCACCGGAAGCAUAGCAGCCAGGAGCAUGGCAGCCAGUGGGGUGGUCCCUGGUGGCGGCUUCGUAGCCAGUGCUACUGCAGUUGCUGGCCCUGAAGUUCAGACUGGCCGAAAUAACUUUGUCAUCCGGAGGAACCCAGCAGACCCUCAGCGCAUCCCUUCCAACCCUUCCCACAGGAUCCAGUGUGCAGCAGGCUAUGAACAGAGUGAGCAUAAUGUGUGCCAAGACAUUGAUGAGUGUACCUCAGGGACCCACAAUUGUAGAACGGAUCAAGUGUGCAUCAAUUUACGUGGCUCCUUCACCUGCCAGUGUCCUCCAGGAUAUCAGAAGCGAGGCGAACAGUGUGUGGAUAUAGAUGAAUGCUCUGUGCCUCCAUAUUGCCACCAGCGAUGUGUGAACACACCAGGUUCCUUUUACUGCCAGUGCAGCCCUGGAUUUCAGUUGGCAGCAAACAACUACACUUGUGUGGAUAUAAAUGAAUGUGAUGCCAGCAACCAGUGUGCUCAGCAAUGCUACAACAUUCUCGGUUCAUUCAUCUGUCAGUGUAACCAAGGAUAUGAACUGAGCAGCGACAGGCUCAACUGUGAAGAUAUCGAUGAAUGCAGAACCUCAAGCUACCUGUGUCAAUAUCAGUGUGUCAAUGAACCCGGGAAGUUCUCGUGCAUGUGCCCACAGGGAUACCAAGUGGUGAGAAGCAGAACCUGUCAGGAUAUAAAUGAAUGUGAAACCACCAAUGAAUGCCGAGAAGAUGAAAUGUGCUGGAAUUAUCACGGUGGCUUUCGUUGUUACCCACGAAACCCAUGUCAAGAUCCUUACAUUCUAACAUCAGAAAACCGUUGUGUUUGCCCUGUCUCAAAUGCUAUGUGCAGAGAACUGCCCCAGUCCAUAGUCUACAAAUACAUGAGCAUCCGCUCUGACCGGUCCGUGCCAUCAGACAUCUUCCAGAUACAGGCCACAACGAUUUAUGCGAACACCAUUAAUACUUUUCGGAUUAAGUCUGGAAAUGAGAAUGGAGAGUUCUACCUACGACAAACCAGCCCUGUGAGUGCGAUGCUUGUGCUUGUGAAGUCACUGUCGGGACCAAGAGAAUACAUCGUGGACCUGGAGAUGCUGACCGUCAGCAGUAUAGGAACCUUCCGCACGAGCUCCGUGCUGAGACUGACGAUCAUAGUGGGGCCGUUCUCAUUUUAGCCUUCUGUAGGAGCCUGCCACGGCAUUGAGACCAGCCAAAGAAUAGCAUCACCUUAAGACACUAUUUUAUUUAUAGCUAUAUCUAGUACAUCUAUACUCAGACAGCUAUACUAUGGUAGGAAGCGGGCAUUUAAUCUGUAAGAUUCAAAGUUUAUCUUUAUCACUGUGUGUAAAUAGACAUUAACCCAACAUUCUUCUUGAAGGGAGCUAAGCAUGUAUUAUCUGGUAAAACUUGGUUUCUUUCCUAUAAAAAUGGGAGCAAGCAAUGAGUUGUUCUGUGGUGUACGGAGAAAUGUGCACCACCUCAUACCAGCUAUCUUGACAUCAACAGCGAGGAGGAGGAGCUUUUUUAAUGCUUUGUAAGAAAAUGAAAAAAGUCAAUAAAGAUAUAUUUCUUUAGAAAAUGAGAA
This is a messenger RNA of Psammomys obesus (fat sand rat), 2214 nucleotides long. It is a transcript of the gene Efemp1, whose product is annotated as EGF containing fibulin extracellular matrix protein 1. Gene Ontology annotation, molecular function: calcium ion binding. NCBI's taxonomy places the organism in Eukaryota, Metazoa, Chordata, Mammalia, Rodentia, Muridae. The transcript has 11 exons. The coding region runs from base 323 to 1804 and encodes 493 amino acids. The record is from RefSeq and is a predicted model, not a curated record.